CUAUUCCCCACGUUUUUCUUUUUGUCGCCCAACUCCUCUGAGACUGUUUUUCAUAUACUGUACGAUAUUGUUAUUAGGUUGUUUUUGGUAGAACUGUUUGACGACUUGUGAUAAUUUUUGUCAUCCUGAAAAUUGUGAAACAUUAAAUCUUAGAAGUCAUAAUUAUCCAAAUUACAUCAAUGCUGCUGCUUGUCAAUAAUGAGACAUGAUCCGUUGUAUAAAUUACUUUGGAGAAGUUCUGAGUAAAAUAGUUUUAGAUAUUAUUCGUUCAUGACUGUGGUGUCCAGAUUAACUUAUUUGUUAUUAGACUUUCGUCAAACAUAUAAAUUUAAUAAUACUCAAAAACUUACGAGUUUGCGAUCAAUGCAGACCGUUUAAGAAUGGCUUGCUUGAACGUAUUGAAACAGGAAAUCAAAGUAUUGGAAUCUACUUUUCCCAAAAAUCAUGACCGAUUUCAAGUUCACACAGCUACUGUUGAUGAGGUGAUAUGUAAAUUCGUUGGACCAACUGGUCGUCAGUUCGAAAUUAUUGGCAAUAUUACAGAAACCUACCCGGGAACUCCUCCAGUUUGGUUUGCCGAUACUGAUGACUCUAAAGUUACUAAUGCAAUUGAAAAACUUGGUCAAACAUCUGGUCUUAAUAAUCAUGUUAUUAAUCAAGUUAGUAUAUUGAUAAGUGAACUUUGUCGAACAUAUUGUUUAUCUGAGCCGUCCGAGCUUCAAAGACUGAUACAGAUGCCUUGUAGUUCAGGGGCAUCAACUUCUACUUCCUGUUCUAGUAAACUUACUGAUGAAGAAGAUGAUGAUGAUGAAGAUGAAGAAGAAGUAGAAGAAUAUAUACAGUUAGAAAUGGAAGAACCUAUUACUGAGUCUACUAAAAAACAGAUUGACGAUAUGGAAGUUCAACAUUUAGAAACUCUAGAAAGACUACGUCAAAAUCAACGUCAAGAUUAUUUAAAAGGGGCUGUUACAGGAUCUGUACAAGCAACUGACCGUCUGAUGAAAGAACUAAGGGAUAUAUAUCGAUCUGAUAGUUUUAAGAAAGGCAUGUAUAGUGUUGAACUAGUUUGUGAUAGUAUUUAUGAAUGGAACAUCAAGUUAAUGACCGUUGAUCCAGAUUCAGCUUUAUAUCAUGAUUUACAAAAAUUAAAGGAGAAAGAAGGAAAAGACUUCGUACUUUUAAACAUCACGUUCAAAGAAACUUAUCCAUUUGAGCCACCAUUUGUUCGUGUAGUUCAUCCAAUUAUUCAAGGUGGAUAUGUCUUAGUUGGUGGUGCAAUUUGUAUGGAACUUCUAACUAAACAAGGUUGGAGUUCAGCAUAUACCGUUGAAGCAGUUAUCAUGCAAAUUGCUGCUACUUUAGUCAAAGGAAAAGCUAGAAUUCAAUUUGGAGUACCAAAAACUAUGAACCAGGGUCAAUACUCAUUAGCUAGAGCACAACAAUCAUUCAAAUCUCUUGUUCAAAUUCAUGAAAAAAAUGGUUGGUUUACACCCCCAAAAGAAGAUGGUUAAUCCAAAGUUGUACAAUACUUAAAGUAUAAUUAUUCAUUCCUCAACGAAAAUAAUAAUCACAUGCUAAUUUGUAAAAAAAUGCAUAUUGUUCGUUUACAGCAUACAAUUUAAGUUUUUAUUCUUACUUAAUUUUAGUUUGUGUUAACUACAUUUGAUCAACACUUUAAUUCCAAAUAUUCAGCAAUAUUGUAUUUGUUCAAUUAUUCUAG
Daktulosphaira vitifoliae (grape phylloxera) is the source of this 1720-nucleotide messenger RNA. RefSeq names its product ubiquitin-conjugating enzyme E2 Q2. The transcript has 7 exons. Gene Ontology annotation, biological process: protein polyubiquitination. Gene Ontology annotation, molecular function: ubiquitin conjugating enzyme activity. Bases 381 to 1511 code for a protein of 376 amino acids. Gene Ontology annotation, cellular component: nucleus. Lineage: Eukaryota; Metazoa; Arthropoda; Insecta; Hemiptera; Phylloxeridae. The record is from RefSeq and is a predicted model, not a curated record.